Messenger RNA from Penicillium manginii, 5220 nucleotides. RefSeq lists its product as uncharacterized. The record is from RefSeq and is a predicted model, not a curated record. Gene Ontology annotation, molecular function: DNA binding. Gene Ontology annotation, biological process: transcription initiation at RNA polymerase III promoter; 5S class rRNA transcription by RNA polymerase III. Gene Ontology annotation, cellular component: transcription factor TFIIIC complex. The transcript has 4 exons. Bases 1 to 5220 code for a protein of 1739 amino acids. NCBI's taxonomy places the organism in Eukaryota, Fungi, Ascomycota, Eurotiomycetes, Eurotiales, Aspergillaceae.
AUGGCCCGAAGUCUACAGGAGUUGAUUGAUUUCCUCCUUGGCGAGGUCGCGUUAUGCGGCAACCAGGGAGCAACAAUUUCAACUGUCCUCCAAGCAAUUGAAACUUUCUACAAUAAUGCUUCCAAGGAUGCAACCCAGCUGCGCCAGACUGUUGACCGUCCUUUCAAGGCAAAAGUUUGGACCUGGCUAACUCAACAUCCCGAGGUAUCGGUAGGCCAGGAAAACGAGUGGCAAGGCCUUUCUCUGGACGAGGCCGAAAAGUUGGACCGUGAGGACCAAGGGCCAAGGGACUCAAAUGGGCAGGAGAUAGAGACCGAGACAUCAUCUACGGUUGCACAAAUUCGAAUCUUUGUCCCUCGGGAACGGACCUGGCAUGCGGUCGCCGGCCAUGGCCCUGACGAGACCAAACUUCCCCAUUCGGAAUUUGUCUUGCUUUCAAUCAUCGCCGUCCACCGAUCAGCAGGCAUUGACCAAGUCAGGCUGGUGAAGCUGAGUGGCCAAGAUAAACGCUCCGUUCCGAAGCGAACAGAUGCCCUACAGAGAAAGGGAUACAUCGAAAAGCGUGCCGUUCAAAUCAAAUCAGCGCGCACCAGUCUAUGCACCCACAAGCGAUUCCUCAAAGAUGCAUCCGACAAUCAAGGCCACCAGAAAUCUCAGAUCGCCACCCACGACAAAAAUAUCAUUGAUUUCGAGGCUUUUACGACCAAGCUUUUCGAAAUUCUCAGGAAAGAGAAGAUCAUUUCGCGUAAUGACCUGAAGAAGCUUCUAGGCUUCCAGGACCGCUGGCGCUGGAAAAUUCUAUCUCGAGCGAUUCGCAAAUUCGAAAGAAUGGGGGUUGUUGAGCGUGUGAGAGCCGAGUCACAGUACGAAAAGCUACACCCAUGUGUUGUACUCAGGCGUGAACCCAACGCAAAAGACAUUUCCAGUUUUCAUGAAUUCAACGGGGGUGCCUUGAAUGCUGAUGUCGAUGACCAAGCUGACGACGACGAGGAUAUGGAGAUUGAUACCGUGCAGCAAACAUCUGGCGCUGACAAUGGAGAUGUGGAUAUGGACACGGGAAAGCAUCUCGUGAAGUCGGUUCCACUUAUGCCCAUAUGGACGCCGGAUCGCCAUGUCACGAAUCAAGAAAUAAACAAACUCUGCUUUGGAAGCUUCUACCGCAGGCCUUCGGAAAGCUUGCUACAUCGUCUAACUGAUUGCUGGCAGCUCUCACAGCCUCUCCACCUUCGGCACUAUGCCCUUCUCAGGGACCAGGAUAUUCAAAAAACCAUCAUCUUUUACAGAAAUUUCUCCAUCAAGAACUUUGCCGAGCGUGUCAAGACUGGUAUAACAUCCUGGGAGGCCGUGGAGUUUAACCCUGGCAGUAAGAAAAAGAACGCCCCGAAGAUCCCAGGACCCGAGGCAAAAGCUCAACUCGAUCAAUAUGGAUUCCCCCAGACAGGGCCACCAGCGGGAUUGAUGAAAGGUGGCAGAGGAGCGUUGUAUCAAGGGUUGCUUGCUGCCAACCCUAAAGACUACAAAUUGACCAACCAUGACCCCGCGGUGAUACUACUUCCAAAUGGCGAAUUCGCUAUCAGGGCCGGGAACGUAAAACCCUACUAUGGUGGGAUUGCAGGAACUCCGGGUACAACGAAGCCGCACGGUAUUCUGCAAGGCCCUUUCAAGAAGCGCGGAGCCGACGAGGUUGAUGAGGAAGUAAAUGACAUCAACCUGGAAGACACCUCCACACAGUUUAUGCAACGACCAAAAAUUUCCAAAGCAAAGUUCAAUAAACUGGCGGGUCUUUCCAAAAAAGAAAGAUUCGAGGCCAUGGGCAUGGAUAAUACUUGGACCGAAUACAAUGCCUUGUUAAUGGAUAAGCCUUCGCCUGGUGUUUAUGUUACACCGGAGGGCAAAAGAAGACCAGCAGGCAAAAGACAAGGCAGGCCGAGAAAGAGCCGGAUCGCUGUCUUCAAAUCUCCCAACAUUUCUAACAUGCCGUGGUUCGUCAAGGAAGAUUCAGACAUUGAGAAAAACACCGUGGACUCAAAGGUGGCUGGGUUACCGCAAAAUUCGGGCGGUGAUCAGCCUGUCGAUGGGAAUCAACAGAGUUCGAAACCCCACCCGCAGACUUCUAUCAAACGACCCCCGACUGGCUUCAACAAUGCCGACUCUCCUAGUCCAUCAAAAAAGCCGAGAGGCGAACCUAUAAAGUCUAAAACCGAGAAGCUUGGUGACAUUGCUGGCUCAGCAAUGUCAUCUGGGACCGAGGCCGCAAUCGAUGUGUCGGAGAUUCCAAACACUGAUGUGGAUGACAUUUCCACACAAGCUGAUGUCACGGCUAAGCAUCCGCUCAGUACUGAAGACACUCACAUAUCUCCAAAUAAACGACAGAGGAUUACGUCACCUGGGCGAGCCGAGUCUGAAAUUGCUGGUUCGGUUGCACUUGCAAGCCAUACCCCUCUCGAAGAGGAGAUAAUGGGGCCUCCAUCGGCGGCCGCCACAACGACGGCUGCAGAUACCCCCAAUUCAGAAACACGGAAAGUAAGAAAAGUGCAACCCAAAAGGGCAGAGAAAGGUGGAGGCUCUAUCAAUCUGCUCCGGAGAAAGAUCGUCAUGGACAUUGUUGAGAAGGCCGGAGGUGCAUAUCCUUCUGGGCAUGAAAUUUGGUAUCCAUUCGUGACUGAGUGGAUGAGGUUGAAAUUCAAGGAGAAGCCAGAUCUUCGAACCGUGAAGAUGGCAAUCAAGCAUUUGGUUGAUGCUGGCAAGCUUCGGCAACUCACUUUCAGCGGCAAGGAUCCUUGCGAUGUAAUGGUUACAAAGACCAUGGUCACGAAGCCUGAAAUGUCGCCCGAUGAUCCUUUCGUCAAGGAGAUGCAAAAGAAAGUCCUAGCCACGGAUCGAUCCACUCCGAAAGUAUCGUACUCUCCAAAUGUCGUCCUGGACCCUAGUAUUUCGAAGCACAGCUCGCGCGCCACUGGUCAGAAGCAGGAGCUGCGUGUUGAAGAAGGGGCGAUAGUGCAGCUGCAAAGUAAACCAGCGUUCGUUGUAAACUCGGAAAAGAGGAGGAACCGACGAGUUGAAAUGGCUCUGUACAAACGAGUGGUUGGACAUGUUGAACCUCAUUCCGACAAUGACGAUCUUGAUAUCCCCGGUACCUCUCGACUCAUGCAGAUUCAACGACCACCGGCGGCGGAAGAAUUUGCGCCAGGAUCCCAUCACCAACAAACGAUCAUUUUCAGACCUAAGAAGAUGAGCUUGGGCCAGCGACAGAAGGGAGAACGGGACACUCUGUCAAAGAGGAUUGUGAGAAAAAUCUCCGGUCCUGGCGGGUUCAGUCUGAUAAUGAGCCCGCAACAAACGUUCCAACCCAGCAGUGGCACUUUUGCUACUCAAGGUAUCGCGGGCCAAAUGCGAAGGUUACUUCCAAGAAGGCUUGCCGUCCCGGACCCUGUCCGUAAGCUUUCUCAACUUGCCAUGGCAAACCCAGAUCAACACGACUUCCACCGCACGAGUGAUAGAAUUGCCAGAUGGGAGAUCGGCCAUGAGGAACUCCUCGAUACUGUCCUUCCUGAUGAGACGUAUAUUUCGCAGACUGUUAGGAACAGUUUCUAUGGGGCUCCAAUUGACGGUCAGAUUCGCUUUGAUGUCGACGAACCCGAACUAGCACCCCUGCAGCUGCCGACGCCAAUGAGGACUAGAAAGCGUGGCAGAAGGAAGCAGAGAGAUUACAAUAACCAGGAACGACGACUCGAAAAGGUCGAUACGUCCACUCCAGCCAGCGCAAGAUUUCAGCCAACACUGCCAGCUACACCUCGACCCACCAAGCGACGUACCUUCCAACCGAUCCCCGAAGCCCUGCUUCGGAAAAUCAUGCUCGCUAUCGUUGCCGUACGUGUUUUGACAGGUGGAACGGAAGCACGACAUGUUGACUGGGAUCUGGUGGCGGCUUGUUUCCCUGGCCAUGAUGCAUCGUCCUUGAUCGACAGGGCGCGGAACGUGUUAAACCGAAACCGGUUGCAGAUCAUGAAGAUGCAAAACGAUUUCCAAGACAGGUUUUUGAAGGCAUAUGCCAAUGACCAGGUCCCCACGAUCGACUACACAGAUCUAGAUAGCUACCCCUGGCCGACCUUGAUCGAAUGGGCAAACUUCCAGCUGGAAGUUUCAACAUCCGAGCGCGCACCUUCUCUCCCCGCAACCCGUGAACAAUUCGAUGACAUUUUCGCACUCCGCGAAGAGCCCGUUCCUACGGCCGAUGAGAUUUUCACCACCACCGUGGGAAUGACUCUCAAUUACCGACGCGGGGUAUUGGCCCAGACAGCAUUUUCCGUGAUGCUAGAUGACGACAGAGAGGCCAAACACGAAAGCCACCGACAGCAAGAGCUGAAACGAGAAGAGAUUACCAAGACAUUUGUUCGAGCCAAUAUCGUCACGCCAGAAGACACCUACGACCCAGCCAAGUCCAACACAAUCCUCGAGCGAUUCGGCGAGAAACGCAUCCAGUCAGCGGUAGAGUCAUUGAUGAAAGACCGCGUUAUCGGCCAGAACAAUCGCGGCCGCGUCGCACCAGGUCGCAAUUUCGACAUCACCGACCAUCUCCUCCAACAGCUGAACCGCAGACGUAUGAUCGAAUGCGGUAUUCUCAAACAGGCGGCAGCGUUCAAGAUCUCAACACUUGACCUGAAGAUGUGGGACGAGGGUGUCGCUGAGGUCCAAUACAACGCCGAAGAUGGCCACAUCCUGGCUAUGAUCAACCUCUUCACCAACGGGCAUGUUGAACUCUUCCCGCGCGGAGCCCCGCGCGAUAAAUUCGGCCUUGUAGAUGAUGGAUAUCUCACGCGGCAAAUGGACAAGACGAAGCUCCGCUUUGCGGUUGAUGUCAAACCCACUGCGUCAUACGUCUAUGGCAAUCCUAUCGAGGAGCGUGUUACUAGCACCAAGCCCCCAGCAUUGUCUCCGCUUGAGCCUGGUAACCCGCAGAAGAUUCCGCUUUGGAUGGAUCUUAAUGGGCAUCUGGUCCAGCCGCUAUGGGAGAUGGGGCUUGCUUCGGUAAUUGGAUGCUUGGUGCUGCGGGAGGGUCUUUCGGCGAAGGGUAUAAGUAGCAUGAUUAAGCCGGCGAUGGCGCCGUGGGAGAUUGAGAUGAUGCUUGGCUGGUUGACGGAUAUCGGUGUUGUACAGGGCGAGGACGUUGGAUCGGAGAAGAGAUGGAAAGUACAGGAGUGGUGGUGGAUGGUACUUUGA